Cyphomyrmex costatus is the source of this 2068-nucleotide messenger RNA. It is a transcript of the gene mldr, whose product is annotated as mitochondrial ribonuclease P catalytic subunit. Gene Ontology annotation, cellular component: mitochondrial ribonuclease P complex; mitochondrion. Gene Ontology annotation, biological process: tRNA 5'-leader removal; mitochondrial tRNA 5'-end processing. Bases 491 to 2068 code for a protein of 525 amino acids. The transcript has 5 exons. Gene Ontology annotation, molecular function: ribonuclease P activity; protein binding. The record is from RefSeq and is a predicted model, not a curated record. NCBI's taxonomy places the organism in Eukaryota, Metazoa, Arthropoda, Insecta, Hymenoptera, Formicidae.
AUAUUUUUGAGAAAGUGUUGCCGACUUUGACCGUGCCUCGAAUUUCCUUACUGAUGUGUGUCCGCGUUUGGCUCGGCUCGUUCGUCCGUCCGGACGCGCGUUAAAGUGGCGUGACGACGUUGCAAUCGCAGGCGCCCGGUGUUCGUUCGGGUUUCGCCAUUUUUCGCGGGCAUUGCAUCAUUCUUCGUUUACAUAUUACGACUUUGUUUCGUUUACACAUUACGAUUUUUCGUUACUGGCCUUGACGAUUGCCGUUGGAUCGGCUACCCGGCCAAUUAUAAUCGACAAGAAGAAGAAGAUGGCCGCUCUUCAGGCUUCUCUCUGGUUAUACGUUGAUGACACUCAGAUGAAUAUCUGAACCUAACUUAACGUGAAGAGAAAUGAAAGAAAGAUGAACAGUGCAAGCAUUUUAACUAAAAAGAUCAGACCUAAUAACUUGUCGGUGUUUUCGACGCAAGUUUCGAUAAUAUUUUGGAGAGGUGUAGAAUAAAUGACGCUGUUUUACAAGCUAUAUCAACCAUUACGAUCUCAUUUUUAUAAGUUUAACAUAAAUACAUAUGUCUUAUCAAAACGAAACUAUAAAAAAAAAAUUAUUCAUUUAGAAAACCUAAUCACAGAAAAUGCUGAUAUAUAUGAGAAAAUGAAAGGAAAUCUAUCUACAAUAGAAUGGAAAAACAUACGAGAAGAAAUUCUUCAAAAAAAUGCAGCAAUCACACCAUUCAUUGUAGACUCUGUAAUCAUAGAUAUGUGUGUCAAAUAUUUUCAUGUGGAUAAUGCUAUUGCAUAUUUCAAAUUCUUGAGGGAAAAUAAUUAUUCUUUGAAUGCAGGAGUGAUCGGAAAAUAUCUUAAACUCUAUGUUUUGAAACAGAACUCCUUGACUGAUGUAGAUAAAAUAGAAAUUGUAGAAACAUAUAAUGUUUUGAGGCAAAAGUAUCAAUAUUUAGAUUAUGUUACAGCUGAAAAUUGUAUAACAAGCUUAUGUUUGACAGAUGAAUGGGAGAAAACACAAGAUAUAAUAGACAUGGUGAAUAUUACAUCUACUCCAGGCACUAAUAUAUAUUCUGCAUUAGCUAGUGCAGCAUUUAGAAACAGGAAAUCCGACAUUGCAUGGAAAGCACUGUCAGAUUUAGUGUUGCACAGGCUGAUUCCACUAAAACAUGUAUACACAUCACAUUUACAAUAUUGCCAGCUGGAAACUGCAAAAUUUUUCAAAAGUAGAAUGGAAGAGAUGUUUCAUUUCUGGAUUAAAUACAAUAUAAUACCAAAUGAUCAAAUAAUAAGAGCAUAUGCUAAUACAGCUACCAAAUAUGGUUGGUCCACAGAUCGCACAGUAAUCCCCAAAAAAACGGGGAAUUGUAAACAUUGCGGUCACUCUUUGUCCAAAAUAACAUUUAGUGAAGACGAAUUUCAGAAAUUGGCAAAAUUUAUGAUGGAUAGAGUGAUUAUAGGGUCGGAUGUCUAUCGCAAAACUAAUCCACAAGAAUUGUUGAAAUUUAAGGAAUUUAUUGAAAAUACUAAACCCUUUGACAUAGUCAUUGAUGGACUUAAUUUAACAUAUCUGCAGAAUUUAUCUGCACCUAAAUUAAUGCUGCUUCUGAAUGUAGUAGAGCAUUUCAAAAAAUGUGGGAAAAAAAUACUCGUAUUGACGCGGAAACAUCAAAAGAAGCUAUCUGAAUUUAAACGCGUAGAGCGAAAUGCGUACGUCUUUUUGAUAGAUAAUUUAUCUGCUGAUGAUCCAUACAUACUCUAUGCAACUAUGGCAUGUGGGAUGAAUACAAUGUUUGUUUCGUCGGAUUUAAUGAGACAACAUAAACAUUCCUUGCAAGAUAAAGACAUACAACAAAAGUUUAAGAAAUGGCAGUUUUCGCAUCAGUACUUUGUCAAGUUCAGUGCAACUGGUCUUCGUAUUCAAGAGCCUUUUACCUAUUUGCCGAUUGUACAAAAGAAUGAUAACUGUUGGCAUGUGCCAUGUGUCACUGAAGAUCUUAAUACAGAGAUUUUAAAGGAAUUUUAUGAAUUCUCAGAUAAGUGGUACUGUUUGAAGUAUAAUGAGAAAAAAAUGUAUUAA